AAAAGAGCGCUUUUGGCGCGAAAACAGCUAAAUUCAAAUUUUCAAAAUAAAACUACAAGAUUAAGCCAUUUACCAACACCGGAACAGUUGCUUAUAAACCUGGAAUCAAUUUCAUCAGAGGAUUCAAUCAUGUCAACAAAUAUUCGAAAUGAUCAGAAAUCCCUUAAUUAUGUAUGGCAGAAUGUUCUAAAUGUAAUGCAUUAAUGAUCUAAGAUCUUUUAUUUAUCCAUAAAUUUAAUCUCACUUCCAAUGAAUAAGACAGGGAAAAAACGGGAAAAGGGUUACGUUGGAGAGUCUAUUUUGUCUUAUUUUAUCCGAGACACAAAAUACAAAGCUUCCGCCGAAACCUUGAACCCAUGUAAUAUACCUACAUCUCUCCCAGUAUCUAAAAGCAAUCCACUCGAAAAAACUCCUAGGAAGUGCCCUUUUUAUAAGUGGAUUCCAGAUACAUCAAUUACUGUUGAUGCUUUCUGUUAUGCUGAAAUUCCUGGAUGUACCUGUUACUUCCUUUCCCAUUUCCAUUUUGACCAUUUCAGGGGCAUCCACAAGAAUUUCAAAGGAGAUAUCUAUUGCAGCGAGGUAACAAAGAGUCUUUUAAGAGAUGCUUAUGGUUUGGGGCUGGUCAUUAAUGUGCUUGAGAUAGAGAAGAGUACAAAGAUUGGCAAUGUAGAAGUAACAGCUUUAGAUGCUAAUCAAUAUUGUUCAUCUCAGUAUGACUUUCCGAAUCAAGUGGAUGUUAUUCAUGGAGCACUGGAAGUUACACGUGAUUAUCUGAUAAAAGAUCCUACCAUUUUAGUUGUUUGUGGAAUGUACUCAAUCGGCAAGGAACGAUUUACUCUUGGUCUUGCCUCUGAACUGAACCUAAAAGUUUGGUUGCCAAACAAUCAAAAUCGUUUAAUCAAGCUAGCUGCACAAGGCGGUUGUAGUGUAUGCAAAGAACUGCUUCAAUAUGUCGUUGAUAGUUCUCAUAAAGCUCAACUUCAUGUUCUACCCAUGCAGCAAUUAAAUGUGACAGGCCUUGUUCAAUAUCAAAAGAAAUUGGGCAUUCGAUUACCAAUUGAUCCUUUUCACAACUCAUCAACUUCUAAGUUGCGGUCUAUUCUAGGUUGGCGCCCAACUGGUUGGUCUCAUAGACGGUCAAAUAAUGCUCAAUCAUCAAUAAAACCUUUAACUAACGGCAUUGUUUUGGAUCAGAAAAAGGGCGAUAUUCACAUAUAUGGUGCACCAUAUAGUGAACAUAGUAGUUUUCUGGAGUUAAAAGAAUUCAUUACACGUCUUCAUCCUGUACAAGUACAACCUACUGUUUUUGGUAAAUCGAUCACUGUGACGAAAGAUACAGUAAAUAGCUGGUUGAAAUGAAAAAACAAACGCCACUGUCAUGGAAAGACUAUUAGUUUAACUGGGAUAACGCAUUUGUACAGAAAUACUUUUCUUGAGUCUGCUAAAUAAAAUAUUGAUUUAUGGAAGAUACCAUUUUUCUUAUUAUUGGGAUAGUCUACAAAUCAAAUAUACACUAAGUAGUCUGUUUUCUAGUUAUUCGGCUGCUUUAACUGGACAAUUCGGAUUUCGGUAAGAAAGUAUAAUUCUGCAACUGACGAUAAGGUCGUUAAAUAUGAACAAUGAGAGUAAAAGUCAUAUAAAGUUUUCUAAGCAUCAUACGAUUGUUGCACCAUGAUUACUUAGUUUACAUGUAAGGUUUGAUAAUAAGUGGAUCGUAAUACCACUCCAUAAAAUUUGUGUUUUUCUCAACUGUACGGGUUUCAUGGCAGAAGUAUGCACGGUAAGGAACACAUGCUGUUGGUGAGUAAUGUCACGGAUUGAUUGGAUGUACACUCAAUAAAAAUUUUCUCAGUCAAUCAUAACUAAAUUAGAACUUGUUACAUUUGUUCUUCAUUUCAAUUCGGCCUACCGUAUAUGCACAGUAAAAUAAAAUUAUCAAGACAAAAGCCAGAGUGAUAGUGGUAGUAAUAUCAAUGGCAAUAGAACACAUUAGGCACUGACGAGAGAAUGGAUUUACGUAGAAAAAGUCUGAGAUAAUUUUCAAACUCAAGAUCUAAGGAACGACGAAGAAUGAAUGUAUCUAUGCCAUUGUUAAUGUUUAUGAACAAUGUCACUCAAAGCCUCUUGGCACUGAUCGAGGUUAUCUACCAGACCCCGACUAAGUACCCUGCAUCUCUAAUCAUACUUUCCAAUGGCUUUAUGAGCUGAUGCCAAGUUUUGGUUUGGCCGUCCUUAGCUUUCUAACGUACUGCUACGCCAGCCUUCAUUGCACAUCGAGGUAGACAGUGGUUGAGCAUGCGCAAUUCAUGUUUUCUACAUCUUCAACCGACUUGCUAUUUUUACCCGGUACCAUGCAUCUAACCUCAACAUUGCUCACUUGUUAGUCCCAAAAUACACGAACAAUGCUUCAAAGAUCUUUGUGAUCGAAUUCUAUUAACCUAUACAUAGCGUCUUUUCUAGCGGCCGUGUUUCGCAUUCGUACAGUAGAACAACGGACUGCUGUGUAGAAAACUCGUCUUUUGGUUGGUACAUGGACAUCUCGCCUCCACUACAAGUGAUGUUAGUUGACAAAGACCCACUAGGAUUUCUGAAUCCAUUCCAAUAUCUCAUGAGACACGAAUCCAUCAAGGAUGAUAACACUUCCAAGUUGUGUAGUGAUCGACGUGCCUGUUAUGUCCCGAUAAGAAUAAUGGAUGGUAAAUUUGGGAUCCAUUUAUGAACUAAUACUAUGCAUAUAUUUUUAUCAUAUGAUUGUUAAAUAACCAAACUCUUUAUAUUCAUGUCUCUAUUAUUAUGAGCUUUAUUUUGACUUAUGAACUAUUGUUAUACGAUUUAC
Messenger RNA from Schistosoma rodhaini, 2836 nucleotides. NCBI's taxonomy places the organism in Eukaryota, Metazoa, Platyhelminthes, Trematoda, Strigeidida, Schistosomatidae. The record is from the annotation of a GenBank genome assembly.